Molecule: messenger RNA, 676 nt
Organism: Penaeus monodon (black tiger shrimp)
Lineage: Eukaryota; Metazoa; Arthropoda; Malacostraca; Decapoda; Penaeidae
Product: protein still life, isoform SIF type 1-like
Biological process (GO): positive regulation of axonogenesis; small GTPase-mediated signal transduction; activation of GTPase activity
Cellular component (GO): membrane; synapse
Molecular function (GO): guanyl-nucleotide exchange factor activity
Source: RefSeq, a predicted model, not a curated record
AUGGUGCCCCGGUAGACACAGCAGCGCGAGGAUGCCGCCCACACCUACGCCUACGCCGCACUAACACGCCCGCCAGCAGCAGCAGCAGCGCCGUGUAUCCCCCGCGGGCAGGAUGGGGAACAAAUUGUCUUGUUCGUGCGCCCCGCUCAUCAAGAAGACGGGGUACCGCUAUGAGGACUCACCUUGGAACCCGGCCCGCAGACGCGACGGCCACCUGCUCAGGCUCUGGGCGGAGGUGUUCCACGUAUCAUCGUCAGGAGCCGGAACGGUCAAGUGGCAGCAAGUGUCCGAGGAUCUGGUGCCGGUCAACAUCACGUGCAUCCAGGACACCCCCGAGUGCGUCUUCCAUAUCACCGCCUACAACUCCCAGGUCGAUAAGAUCCUCGAUGUGCGGCUAAUUCAACCAGGCACGCGGAUUGGCCAGGCGUCGGAGUGCUUCGUGUAUUGGAAGGACCCGGCCACCAACGACACCUGGGGCCUCAACUUCACCUCGCCCAUAGACGCCAAGCAGUUCAGAGAAUGUUGCGUGAGUAUAGUGGCUCCCGCAUUUGCUGAUUUUUAGUUUUUUUUUUAUUAUUUUUAUUUUUUUUUCUUCUACGUUUCCUCCUUUUCCUUCUCUUCAUCCCUUUACACCCCCCCUCCUCUUCCUUCUCCCCUUCAUCCCCUACUCUUGCUC